Molecule: messenger RNA, 1432 nt
Organism: Telopea speciosissima
Lineage: Eukaryota; Viridiplantae; Streptophyta; Magnoliopsida; Proteales; Proteaceae
Product: thaumatin-like protein 1
Exons: 4
Coding region: 1-1386 (461 amino acids)
Biological process (GO): defense response
Cellular component (GO): extracellular region
Source: RefSeq, a predicted model, not a curated record
AUGGGUCUCUGUUUCAGCAAGAACAAGGUUCAGGAAACUAUUAAACCAAAUGCUAAUCGGUACGGUCCAAUAGGAAAUGAAGGCGUCGAUGGCGGUGGAGGAUUUGCGGCAAGGCAUCAACAGAGAACUCAGCAACCUAUGGUUCAACAGCCCAAAGCUCCUGACCAGCAAACCCACCCGGUACCUAUAAAGCGGCCAACGCCGGUACAGUCGCCUGCCCCUUCCCCGUUAAAGCAGCCUUCUCCUCAUGCAGUUGUUCACAAGCCAGAUAACAGAGAACUCGAUUGGCCACACUUUUUCCCCAUAUUGUUGCUCCACUGCAAUUUGUUCUGUAAUUCUUUAGGAGGGAUGUAUUUCAAGACAGGAGUUGGGUUUCAGCCACCAAUGCCUCAUUGGCUUGUGUUUCAAGGGACAUUCAUGUGGUCUUGCUUGGAGAAUAACUCCAACAACCAUAGAACUAGAAGAAAAGUCAUAGACUAUCCAAAGAAGAAAAAUCUAACUUUGAAAGCCUCUCAUGCCAUGAUUUUCGGAGAUGAGGAAGAAAAAUCUAACUGGCUUAGCAAAGAGGCUACGUAUCUUAAGACUAUAAAUACCCACCAUGAGGGUAGUGAGAAGAGUAACCAGUACCCCAUUCCGACACAAGCAGCAGCAAUGGAUACCUACAGAGCACACAACCCACUUCUCUUCGUCCUCUUCUUCACCCUUGUCUCAGGCGGUUUGUCACUUACCUUCAAUUUCAAAAACAGCUGUAGUUACACAGUAUGGCCAGGAACAUUAACAGGAGAUAACAAGGCCCAACUCUCUUCAACUGGUUUCGAGUUGGCCUCUGGAGCUACAAGUUCCGUAGAUUUCACGGCUGGUUGGUCAGGCAGGAUCUGGGGUCGAACAUAUUGUUCAUCUACGAGUGGAUUUAAAUGUGAAACCGCAGACUGUGGGUCCAGUCAAGUUUCAUGCAAUGGUGCAGGAGCAAAUCCACCGGCCAGCUUGGUGGAAUUCACUAUUGGAAGUAGCAGUACAGAGAAGGACUUCUACGACAUCAGCCUUGUCGACGGAUUUAACUUGCCAGUCUCGGUGGCUCCACAAGGUGGAACCGGUGAUUGCCAAACGGUGGGAUGUUCAGGUAAUGUGAACUCGGUUUGUCCGUCGGAGUUGAGUGUGACGGGGUCUGAUGGAACCACAAUCGCUUGCAAAAGUGCGUGUGCUGUGUUCGGGACUGACGAGUAUUGUUGCACUGGUGCUUAUAAUACGGCUGAGACUUGUCCACCCACGAGCUACUCCAAAAUCUUCAAGGAACAGUGUCCUGAUGCCUACAGCUACGCAUAUGAUGAUGAGACAAGCACCUUUACUUGCGCUGGUGCUAAUUACCUCAUCACUUUCUGCCCUUAGAAGUAAUCAUUUCAUCAGCUAGCUUGGAAUUCAUUCCAGAAAAUAA